Molecule: messenger RNA, 713 nt
Organism: Carassius auratus (goldfish)
Lineage: Eukaryota; Metazoa; Chordata; Actinopteri; Cypriniformes; Cyprinidae
Product: protein MON2 homolog
Exons: 5
Coding region: 244-675 (143 amino acids)
Source: RefSeq, a predicted model, not a curated record
UGUGUGUGUAUAUGUAUAUAUGUAUGUAUGUGUGUGUGUGUGUGUAUGUAUGUGUGUGUGUGUGUGUGUGUGUAUGUACAUGUGUGUGUAUGUAUGUGUGUAUUGUUACGGGCGCACGGACACCACCCUUAACAUAAAGGAGAGACGCACACAGAUCAGCUUGUUUCAAAGGUGGUGCAGUUGAUCAGCACAGGGAUUUUACCAUUUGCCAAUUUCAUACCCAAAGAGUUCGUCGCUGGUAUCAUGAGCUUGCUCAAUAAAGGAUCGAUUCACUCCCAGUCAUCAUCAUUCACAGAAGCUGAAAUGGACAUCUGUAUGCGGGAGGAGUUCUCCAAGGCGUGUUUCGAGACGCUCCUGCAGUUCUCCUUCAGUAGUAAGGAGUCGAUGUCGCAGGAGGGCUUCAUCUCACGCAUGGCUCUGUCUGCGCUGCUGCAGCGGGUGCAGGACGUGCUCCAGAGAUACGUGGAGGACCAGAGACUGCUGCCCAGGCAACAAGUGACUGAGAUCAUCUUGGUGUUAAAAGCCCUCAGCACUCUCAUGGAUUCCCUGAAGAAGACUCAACCAGAGAACAGUGAGACGGUGAAUGGGAGCGUGUGGGCUCAGGUGAUCGCGCUCUACCCGACGCUUGUGGAGUGCAUCACCUGCUCGUCUCCUGAAGUAAGCUCCGCCCUCUAAGAGGCCCUGGGGCCCUUUAAAGACUUCAUGCAAGUGCC